This is a messenger RNA of Anolis carolinensis (green anole), 1567 nucleotides long. RefSeq names its product taste receptor type 2 member 10. Bases 665 to 1567 code for a protein of 300 amino acids. Gene Ontology annotation, cellular component: membrane. The record is from RefSeq and is a predicted model, not a curated record. Gene Ontology annotation, molecular function: bitter taste receptor activity; G protein-coupled receptor activity. NCBI's taxonomy places the organism in Eukaryota, Metazoa, Chordata, Lepidosauria, Squamata, Anolidae. The transcript is spliced from 2 exons. Gene Ontology annotation, biological process: G protein-coupled receptor signaling pathway; sensory perception of taste; detection of chemical stimulus involved in sensory perception of bitter taste.
AAUAUUCUGAAUUUUCGUAAAAUUUCAUAUUUUUUGCUUCAAAAUUCGGAAAUGAUUUUAGAAAUGAAGUGCCAGGGCCCCCUACUUUUGAAGCGAGCAUUGAACCUUUUUUUUCAUGGAUCGCAAAUGCCUAAUAAAUACAAAACCUUGAUUAAUUGUACACAAAAGGGAUCCUUGUUGUUGUUAGUUCUUUUGCAAGUUGGUCAAGACAUAACCUCUUUCUGCACUUGAACACCAGUUUGAAAUAAUAUUGUCAAUCAAUUCUGCCCAAUACUUCAAUUAUCUUGCUGUCCUGAACAUUUUUCUAAAAGAUGUUGACUGAUGGGCAAGUGUGGCUUUCCAUUUAAAACAUUUCGGUGAUUGAAAUUUAGUAUGAAGUAAAUUCCAAGGAUUACAGUCAAACUUUGAUUUCAUUUGAAUCAUAAACAUAACCAUCCAUAUCACAAAUUUACUGGACAAAUCUUCUAAAUAAGAAUGAGGAAGUGAUCUCAAAAUAUUUCAUUACUAUCCAUGGAUUUGCAAUGUUUUCCAUAAUACGUUAUAGCUGUUAUAUAUUAGAAGCUCGAAAUAGCAGCGUUUUCUCUGCUAGACACAUGAGAAGAACCAGAGAAAUACACAGAGAUACAUCCUUUCAGACCUUGUCUUUUUCUAGAAAACGACAACAAUGGUUAGCAUUCCAACUUCUCCAGUUGAUAUCCUUAGAUGGACCAUUCUGGGAAUUGUAUCCUUGUUUACUCUUUUAGGAAAUGGAUUCAUCAUAGUUGUACUGGGAUAUCAAGGGCUUCAAAAGAAAAAUAUAUUGCCUCAUGAUAUCCUCUUGAUAGGUUUGAGCGCCUCCAGGAUAAUGUUGCAGUUGCUGAGUUCAGCAAACUAUAUUUUGUGUUUCAUCUCAGAGACCUACAGGGAUACUUACAAACAGGAUGUUGUACUUCUUUCCUGGAACGUUUUCAACAUGACUAACUUGUGGUCUUCAACCUGGCUAAGUGUUUUAUACUGUGUGAAGGUCACUAACUUUGCCAAUUGCCUCUUCCUCUGGCUGAAGCCAAGGAUCAACAUGCUUGUACUCAGGCUGCUUGGGAUGUCAAUAGUGAUUUCCAUUAUCUUCUCUGUUCCUUCGGUCAUUAAAUACCUUCAACAGAAAAAGUGGGACAAUCUGACUAGAAACUUGUCAGUGAGUGCCAUCCAAUGUAUGGAUUAUAAGAACAGAUUCAUAAUUUUUCUGGAUAUGCAGCUCUUUUAUGUUUCCAUAACUUUCUGCAUAAGUUUAAUUGCCUCCACUCUUUUGCUUGUCUCACUGUGGAAGCACAUUAGGAAUCUGAAGAAGAGUGGCCUAGGUGGCAAAGAUCUCAGCACUCAGGUCCAUAUAAAUGUCAUUACACUGUUGCUGUCUUAUAUCUUCUUCUAUCUUUUAUAUUUCACUGGUUUCAUAAUUUUGGGAACUAAUGUUUUCAACUAUGAAAGUCUUGAAAGAUAUGUGUAUGUUUUUGAGCCCUCAAGAAUACAUUUCCAGAAUGGAGAUACUGCCAACCACCCAAAAGGAAUGCCAGCAAUGCCUGGAACAGACUGA